This is a messenger RNA of Sebastes umbrosus (honeycomb rockfish), 2313 nucleotides long. It is a transcript of the gene dcps, whose product is annotated as decapping enzyme, scavenger. The transcript is spliced from 6 exons. Gene Ontology annotation, molecular function: hydrolase activity; RNA 7-methylguanosine cap binding. Gene Ontology annotation, cellular component: nucleus; P-body. The coding region runs from base 80 to 1078 and encodes 332 amino acids. Gene Ontology annotation, biological process: deadenylation-dependent decapping of nuclear-transcribed mRNA. The record is from RefSeq and is a predicted model, not a curated record. Lineage: Eukaryota; Metazoa; Chordata; Actinopteri; Perciformes; Sebastidae.
AGCAUACUGGUGGUUGUUGAGUCUCUUCUUACAGAUAGACGAUCUUUGUCCACAGCAGCAGCAGCACUAAACACUAGACAUGGCGGACAGCGCGACUAAACCGUCUAAACGUGAAGCCGACAGCGCUGGAGCUGAUGAUUUAUCUCUGAAAGGCAAGCGGGCGAAGGCUGACAAUGAGAACGGUGGAGGAGAAACUGGGAAAGAACCUGAAAAUAUCCUGUCUGAGUUUAAAACGUCUAAAGUGUUGAGUGACUCUGCCAGAGAGAAGAACAUCUUCAUUCAUGGAAAGCUUGCCGACCAGGAGGCUGUGGUUAUCCUGGAGAAGACUCCCAUCAGAGAAGACACCCUGGCUGAGCUCUUCAGUGGCUCCAGGCUGAAGCUGGAGAUGAAGAACGACAUCUACAGCACUUAUCGGUUACAGCCUCCCCCGCAACUCAAUGAGAUCAAGACUACAGUCGUGUGUCCAGCCACAGAGAAGCACCUGAAGAAAUACCAGCGACAGGAGAGUUUCCUGGUGGAGGAGACGGGGGAGGACUAUCAGUCCAUCACUCUGCCCUACAUUCAGAAGCAGAGUUUCAGCGUGCAGUGGGUACACAACAUCCUGGAGAAGAAGGCAGAGGCUGACAGGAUAGUUUUCGAAGAUCCAGACCCAAAAGUCGGCUUUGUCCUCCUCCCUGAUUUCAAAUGGGACCAGAAACAGGUUGAUGAUUUAUACCUGAUUGCUAUCAUACAUCAGAGAGACAUCAGGAGUCUCAGAGACCUGACGUCAGAGCAUCUGCCACUGCUGCAGAACGUCUUCCAGAAAGGAAAGGAGGCCGUCCUGAAGCGCUACAGCCUUCCAGCCAGUAAGCUGAGAGUCUACCUGCACUACCAGCCGUCCUACUACCACCUUCACAUCCACUUCACCAAGCUGGGCUAUGAGGUGCCGGGCUGCGGCGUGGAGCGGGCCCACCUCCUCGCAGACGUUAUCCAGAACCUCCAGUCUGACCCCCAGUACUACAAGAACCGGACCCUGUACUUCCCCCUGAGGACGGACGACGGACUGCUCAGCAAGUUCAAGGAGGCGGGGAGGCUGUGAUGUACGUACUGUCAAACACUUAUUCUAAAAAAAAACUUUAAAAAAAACAGACGUUUUACACCGCCGCUGUAGUUUCAGCUGUGAGAUCGGCGGAGCAUUGUAAAACACACUUCAUUCAAACUCGACAGAAACAAAAUAAAACUCCCCAAAACCGUCCUGGUUAGUCUUUCCAACAAUCAACAACUUUGGUUUAGUCGAAAUAAACCCUUAUGUCACCUAGUUAGAUGUGAAAAUAUGCCAACUCUGUAUGUUUCCCCUAACCCUUUUUUUUUACUCUCUCUUUCUCUGCCCGCUCGUUCUUCGGAGGAAGACCAUUAAAAUGGUAAAGGUCGCUCAAAAACAAAAAACAACCAUGUACUCAGCCAAUCGCCUAUAGCAGAUAUUUGUCCAAAACCAAAAUAAGGAGUCAGCUGGCUGGAGAGGUAUCACCAGGAGAUCGCCUGAAAGUUAUUUCCAGUUAAUAUCACAAUAUAAAACAUGUGUUUUCUGUUUAAAAAGUACAAACAUUGGAAGAUAGCAAGUACCACUCUUAAAAAAAAAAUACCAUCUUUAAAGUUGUUCCAUCUCCAGUCUGAUGUGGAUUGCAUAGCUGAUAGGUGCGUGGUUUUGUUUACAUGACGUAACGUAACGUUCUGUGCCAUCAUUACGGUUGAAUUAUUCCUCGUUCAGCUUGACAUAACAUCACAUUUCUUUUUCAAUUCAUGAAAGGGACAUUGUGUGACUCCCUUCAUGCGGUGCAUUCAGUGCAGACAGCCACGGCAGUGCUGUUUUUUUUUUUUUUCACAAUCAAUAUUAAUUUUCAUAUGUGUUGUUUUUUUUACUAUUUCAAUUUAUAAUAUUUGUUGACAGCCCUAGUAGAGUCCCAUCCAAACUGUGGUUUUUGGAUCAUCUUUUUUAUGUGUGUUUUUUUUUUCUUUAAAUCAGUUUGGUGCUAGCCAGUCAGCUGUACGCUCCUAUCAAUGCCAUCCAGAGGAGUAUUUCACACUUCCAGUGAUUUAAUAAUCACCAGUAUUUUAUACAUAUUUGGAUACAUAAUUAGUACAUAUUUGAGUGAAUUCUCAGCUAGAUGUUUCUAUAAUAAUUUUCUUGUUAUUCCUGCUUUCAUUAAGAGAAAAGGAGAAAACAUAAGACUGGACGUCACGUGACACGAGUCAGGAUUUUAAUGUUUUUCAUAUGUUUUCUACAUGUUAACUGAAUGUUGCUGACUGAAUUAAAGAGUCAUUUUUUUCUACUCA